CAGUCAGUCAAUUUCACAACUCAACCACCACUAAACCCAACCAAUCCAUUGCAAACAUUUUUCCACAAAUGAACGUUAAUUCCAAACAAUCAUUACCCCACUCCAACAACGGUUACUACUUUUGCUCCUCCCCGGAAACAAGCUCCUCUCCCAACGCCCUUCACUCCGACGAUGAACUACAUGCAUUAGCGUCGGCGCGCCCCAAGAGACGUGCGGGGCGCCGAAUCUUUAAGGAGACACGGCACCCCGUGUACCGGGGGGUGCGACAGAGGAAGAACAACAAGUGGGUCUGCGAGGUUCGUGUCCCCAAUGACAAAUCCACAAGGAUUUGGCUCGGAACGUACCCAACCCCUGAGAUGGCCGCACGCGCGCACGACGUUGCCGCGCUCGCCCUCCGAGGAAAGUCCGCUUGUCUCAACUUCGCCGACUCGGCGUGGCGGCUGCCCUUGCCGGCGUCUACAAAUGCGAAGGAGAUACGGCGAGUGGCGGCGGAGGCUGUUGUGGCGAUUGCUGCGGAAGACAGUUGCCUCGAGCAAUUAGAAAACGAGAAUGUGAAUCCCGUGGUUGACUGCGAAGUUAGCAGCUGUGGUGCCUGCACUGAUGAAGAUGGCAAUAGUAGCAAAGUGCUGCGGGAGUUUGGUGAUUUGGAUGAGAUAACAGUACCAGUUACAUUAGGAUUUGAAGACAUGCAUGAGUGGCUUCAGAACUUGGCGGAUGAGCCUCUGAGAUCUCCUUCUUUUUUAACAUAUGUUAGGGACUGGACAUCUCUUGAGGAUGAUGUUGAAAUUUCUUUGUGGAGCUUCUCCUUCUGAUGCGCAUGCAAUUAUGCGUUUUGCUGUAUGUAGUGUGUAGUUUUGUUUGUUUUCCUUUCGUUUUUAGUUCUUGUACAUGAUGACCAAAUUCUAGCAGGAACUAGGCGAUGCAGGCAGCUACCGGGAAUGAUCAAGUGUAAAACUCUGACUUUUUAUCGCCUAGAAUAUUCAGUUUAAGUGUAUCGUUUCCUUGUAUAAAUUCUUGUUUAUAAUUGAUUCUUUUUUAUUGAUUUUAGUUGAAAUUAUGGUAUUUGUAUUGCUGUUCAAAUUA
Molecule: messenger RNA, 1083 nt
Organism: Vigna angularis (adzuki bean)
Lineage: Eukaryota; Viridiplantae; Streptophyta; Magnoliopsida; Fabales; Fabaceae
Product: dehydration-responsive element-binding protein 1E-like
Exons: 1
Coding region: 69-812 (247 amino acids)
Biological process (GO): regulation of DNA-templated transcription
Molecular function (GO): DNA-binding transcription factor activity; DNA binding
Source: RefSeq, a predicted model, not a curated record